AACUGGGCAGCCUUCACACUCACACUCACACUCACACUCACAACUCUAGUACAGUAUCCCUCCAAAUAUUAUCCAUUUCUCUCUAUUUUGCAGACUCGUUUACCUCCAACCUCUCAACAAUGGUGUCCUGCUCAGCGCUUAACUUGCAAGCUCAUAUGGGAAGUUUUUGCAAUAAUUUAUCUCAAGUUCAAAGACUGCCUAUGAUUACUGGUAUGACCAAUGUGCAACAAUUUCACCGUCUACCGGCUUCAGUAAGCUACUCAAAGAGCAGGUUGUCAUCAAAACAUCUUAAUGCAUCAGCCUUCGGAUAUAAAAUUUCCGAGGCAUCUUCACAUCGGAGUUUUCGUUGUAUGAGCUCAGCCGAUGUUCAAGACUUGGGAGCAGAAGUGACAACUAAAGUCUUCUUUGAUGUAGACAUUGGUGGGGAGCCAGUGGGCAGAAUUGUUAUGGGAUUAUUUGGAGAUGUGGUUCCCAAAACUGCUGAGAAUUUCCGUGUCCUAUGCACCGGUGAGAAAGGCUAUGGCUACAAGGGGUGCCACUUUCACCGCAUUAUCAAAGAUUUUAUGAUUCAAGGAGGGGAUUUCACUGAAGGAAAUGGAACUGGAGGAAUUAGCAUUUAUGGUUCCAAGUUUGAAGAUGAAAACUUCACGUUGAAACAUGUUGGACCUGGUGUGCUGAGCAUGGCAAAUGCUGGUCCUGGUACCAAUGGAAGCCAAUUUUUCAUUUGUACAGUUCCAACCCCUUGGCUGGAUAAUAAACAUGUCGUAUUUGGGCAAGUUCUUGAGGGGAUGGAUGUCGUUCGGACACUCGAAUCCACAGAAACAAGCAGCUCAAAUGGUCCACGCAAGCCAUGCAGAAUUAUCAACUGCGGAGAACUGCCUAAGGAAGCCUGAUUAUUUUGUUAAGAACCAGCACUGAGUGAUUGUUCAACGGCUAUCUUUUUUGGCGGUAGUAUUGCAUCAAUUUACCUCAUGAAGGUUUUAAGUUCUAGAAAUGCUUGAAAAUGUUGCACCAAACUUUUAAAUUUACUUUAAAGCCAAUAAUAAUCUUUGUAUAGUGAUUGAUGCUUUUUUCA
This is a messenger RNA of Beta vulgaris subsp. vulgaris (sugar beet), 1075 nucleotides long. RefSeq names its product peptidyl-prolyl cis-trans isomerase A1. NCBI's taxonomy places the organism in Eukaryota, Viridiplantae, Streptophyta, Magnoliopsida, Caryophyllales, Amaranthaceae. Bases 120 to 893 code for a protein of 257 amino acids. The record is from RefSeq and is a predicted model, not a curated record. Gene Ontology annotation, molecular function: peptidyl-prolyl cis-trans isomerase activity. Gene Ontology annotation, biological process: protein folding; protein peptidyl-prolyl isomerization. The transcript is spliced from 7 exons.